Aspergillus ruber CBS 135680 is the source of this 659-nucleotide messenger RNA. RefSeq lists its product as uncharacterized. The transcript has a single exon. Lineage: Eukaryota; Fungi; Ascomycota; Eurotiomycetes; Eurotiales; Aspergillaceae. The coding region runs from base 70 to 462 and encodes 130 amino acids. The record is from RefSeq and is a predicted model, not a curated record.
GAAAUCUCGACACAUACUACUCCGUCAUCAAGCUCUUUUCAGCUCUCAAAGCUCCAUCACAAAAAACAAAUGAUAAUCUUAGAGCACCAUCCCUCCCAGGACAAGCCCAAGGAAGCCAACAUCAAUAUGCCAAGCCACAAUCACCAAACCUUUUACAACUGCCCUCACUACACUUCCCAUGCCUUCACUUCAAUCGGUCUUUUCGCUACCUCCUACGCCCUCCUUAGCGGCAACACUUGGGCUUAUGCUGGAAUAAUUCGCCGCUUCGAGCUCGGGUAUAUUAUUCUGACAUAUUUUUGGGUCACUAUCUUCAAUCCGGAGACCGCGUGGACUACUAAGAAGCAUGUUGGGAGAGACAUUGAGAGCGGUGAAGGAAGCUUUGUUAAGGUUAAAUGGCCGUUCGUCGGGUUCAAGGCUUGCGAAUAUCGCGUCAAGACUCCAGAGGCAUUAGGAAAUGAUUGAAUUCGUGGGAUUCAGCAUGAGAAGGCUUUUGCGUUUGAAAUGGGAAGAGUUGAUUUGCUUCUGUCUGUUGGCGUGGUGUCUGUUCGGUUACUAUUGUAAUUUUUAUGGGUGUUAUUUCGACAGGUGAAAUGGGUUUCACUGGCACGUUGUAGUUGGGAUCAAUAAACUUGUUAAAAUGGAGUGUGAUUAUACUUGAG